This is a messenger RNA of Orbicella faveolata, 2774 nucleotides long. RefSeq lists its product as uncharacterized. The record is from RefSeq and is a predicted model, not a curated record. Lineage: Eukaryota; Metazoa; Cnidaria; Anthozoa; Scleractinia; Merulinidae.
AAUGAUUGGCGAAAUUUGCACUGGAAAACGUCUUUGUAUUUAACUCUAAAAUCAAUGAUUUUCGGCCAAAAUAUAUUGUCAAGAUCAUGGAUCUUUCUGAUGUGUGUCCUGUUGCUGCAUUGUAUACAAGAAACAAAUGCCCACUGUUCACGUCCCCUCUCUAGGAUUGUGAGAAACCAAUUAGCUGAGCAUUUCUACAGUGUUUUCCGAGCCAAGAAUCAAGAGCCUCAUGAUAAAUGCCCCCUACAUGCAUCCAGGGAUUUGUACUGGAUUCAAGAGGGAAAUAAAACACAGGAGUAUGCUGCAAAAUGGGUGUGCAACUUCUGUGGCAAAGCAUUCUACUCAGAGCAUUACCUUGAUAAACACUUUGAGAACAAACAUAGUGAUAAGCUGGUAAAGGUAAGAACUGUUAUUUUUUAUUCAAUUUGGUGUUUGCUCAAUGCCUUCCACUGCUUUGUACUUAAAAGAGGUGGUCAGGCAAUUCCAUGGUUGCUGCAUUGUAUACAAGAAGCAAAUGCCCACUGUUCACGUCCCCUCUCUAGGAUUGUGAGAAACCAAUUAGCUGAGCAUUUCUACAGUGUUUUCCAAGCCAAGAAUCAAGAGCCUCAUGAUAAAUGCCCCCUACAUGCAUCCAGGGAUUUGUACUGGAUUCAAGAGGGAAAUAAAACACAGGAGUAUGCUGCAAAAUGGGUGUGCAACUUCUGUGGCAAAGCAUUCUACUCAGAGCAUUACCUUGAUAAACACUUUGAGAACAAACAUAGUGAUAAGCUGGUAAAGGGCUCUACAGUGUGUCUUGCUGAUUUCUGUGACAUCUUUAGAUGUGAUGUACUUGAUGAUAGCCAGAGAAAAGACUUUUUUUGGGAGAAGAAACUUUGCAAGGAAGACAGACUAGUGGUGCGCAAAAAGAGAUGUGAGGCUUUGAUGCGUAGUUGUCUCCCUCAAGGCAACCUAUCAGUCGAGGAGGAAUUUGAAAUUUUUGAGGCUAUCGGAAGUAACACAUGUUCACUGCUGAACUGUAAAGACUACUGGAAACGUCCUAACAAUGAUAUUGCUGCCUGGAAAAUCGUCCUUUAUGCUAUAGUGUCGCCAUUUUUCUUCAUGGGUCUCAUUGUCUAUUACUAUGCUAUCUGGGAUUACUAUUAUGGAGAUUAUCCUUUGGACAUCAACAAGUUACGCGAUGAAGAGGAAGAGAGUGUUUCAACGUUCCGAAAUUACAGAGGCACUUCAUCACAUCUCAGGAAAAGAUAUGGAGGACGCCCUCUAAUGUACUAAUACAGCUAGCAGAGGUCAAAUGAGAAACUCUUCCCCCUCAAGGAGCGCAUGCGCAGAUAGUGCUGUUGUGUUCAGCACUAGAUUGUGCAGGAAAACACCUUUUGCAAAAUCUCUUCGUGUCUAGAAGUAUUCACUGACGAUAAGUAACAUGCAGCUGAGGAAAUGAACCUUUGUGUUGAGAGACAGCUCGUUCGUACAGUUUCGCCAGCAAACUUCAUUUCCAGUAGGCCCUUUAGGGUUUCUUUCUGAAGGAUCAAACGACUAAAGAGUGGAAUAGUCGCGUUUAUUCUUACAAUGGACAAAACAUCACUUCCACUCUACAUUUGCAUUUUUAUAUGGAAAACAGAGUGCGACACAUUUAUACUGUGUUUGACUGAGGGCGAAGACGCGUCAACUUCAUUACCAGGUUACUAAACAGUUCAGACAGACAGACAGAAAAUGAAAUUAAAAUUAAAUUAAACUUCGUUCUAAGUAUUUACAGAAUUCGUGGGAAAAAUUAAAUUGAGAGUUCCUUAUGUGGUAGAGAAACAAGCUCUCUGGUUGUGUAGAGAACAAGGGCAUAUCGAGCGAGGCAAACGCGGUAACUCGCAAGGGAACGAGAACUAGAACACGCUCGGCUUUCCGCAAGAUUGUUUUCGGCUCAUACCCCAUAUCAAGCUUUAACUAUUGUUAUGGUUUUUUAAGACAAUGAACCUAUUCUUGAGCCGCCCAAGGGAUGUUUCUAUCCGCUACGGCGAAAUUACACUCGGCUUAAAUCGGAUCCAAUCGGGAAAUUGUCGGUGAUGACAUUUUAUUCCCAACAGUUGUCUACUUGGAAAAACAUAGACCAACUGGGGGCUAGACAGCAAUUGUCAAGGGAAACAGUGUUGUUGUGCAUUGCAUUUAAGUCGCGUGGACUGGUUUAUGUUUUUUGUUUAAUAAGCAAGAGAGAUUUUCUCUUGACGGCUUCACUUCAUUUCAGGAGCAAGUAAAGCCGUCAGUGAAAACAUACUUGGAAUUCAGCUUGUAGCAUUACCGUAAUGAUUCGAUUUAGCGCCUUCCUUCCAAUAAGCGCCCCCUUACGAAUAAGCGCCCCCUUCGAACGUAUUUUUAUUGAUAAUCGCUUCUAUUCUAAUAAGCGACCCAUUCCAAUAAGCGCCUCCAUUCUAAUAAGCGCCAAUAUUCGAAUAUUUAAAUAUUACAGCGCCGUCAGAGUACGUAUCAACGGAGGUUCAUAUUCCUUAAUUACUCACAUACGUAAUGCCGCAUUACAAAAACAGUGAUCUUCGUCUGAGUUCCUCAACUUUAAUGUCCAUGCGUGUGCAUAAUUCCUUCAAACUUUAACUGUACAUUUACCGUAAAUUUGUUACAGUUUCUGUUAUCGUUCCUUUUUUUUAAUAAAUACCGUAUAAAGAUUUGUUUAGAGCAUUCGGUUGUUUCUCAAAAAAGAAAAAAAGCGCCUUGUCCCGAAUAAACGCUAUUUGACGAACAAGCGCGCCGGGCGCUAAAUCGAAUCAUUACGG